AUCCUGAAAUCCAUUGUGAGAAUUUUCCAUUCCGCAACGUGCAGCGUUUAGUAUGGGGCUUCUUAUUUUUUGUGUUGCUUGCCUUUGCUGACGAAAUCCUUCAUCCGCAGUAAAUGGUGCCACACCAACCGAACCGUGAGGUGAAUGUCACAGUGCUGUGGCGAUCAAAGUGCGCGCAACCAGUUUUGAUUGAUAGUUUUCGUUGUGGCUUUUGCGAAACAAUUCCGUCGCGCUUAUAAAACAUAGGUGUUGAAAAGACUAUUUAGUAAGCAACAAAGUAACCAAAUUGCUCCACCAAUAGACCGGUGAUGUGAGUUUUUCUGCUGCUAUCAUCAACCACCUUCGUAAGCUUUCAGCAAGAAAAGCAAACCCACCAAUGGCUUCCGAAAUAGACGAGCAGCUACGGCUGGAAGAUACGCUCAAAACGUUCCAACAGCUGCGCGCCGACCCAUCGGCAAACGGCGACAAAACUACGACCAUACCCGGAGGAAGAAAUCCGUUCCGCACGGAGCUAGACAGCGCCAGCGACGCACGCCUGAAAGAUCGCCAGUUGAUAAGGAAAAUUUUCGGCAACCGGUGUGAGUGUGGUGCCGAGCGGGCACCGAUCACUACGGCCACCGCGCAGCAUCACGGCAAACAUAGCGCUUCGAUGCAGCUAGAGCACAGCAUCCGGAAUCAACCCACCUUCAAGCACAAGCAUCGCUCCGAUCGGAAAACGAUCGUGCGCGACUCCAUGCUGCGUAACAUCGGCAGAUGCGUGCAUCAGAAUCUGCGCAAAAUGCACGACGGAAAGGCGGCUGCAGGCGGACCAUCGUCGUCCGGGACGCUGCUGAAGCCAUCGCUGUCGGAGACCAAUCUCACCAAAUGCUUCGGUAACGAGGCGAGUGACGAUAUGCUUGAUUUUAGGUUACUAAUCGCCCAGUGCAACGAGCUGACGCUGGUGCCGCCGGAUGGUCGCUGUUCGAGCUCAUUUCUCCGGCCGUCGGACGAAUCGGAGGUGCCGAACUAUGCACAGAACAGCUUCCGUGCGCUCCGGCCGACGGAGCUUACCUGGCAGCAGCUAAGCCGAACGACGGCCACCGCAAGGCACAACCGGAAGCGGCAGCUGAAGAAAUCCAACAGUACCUCAUCGCUGGACAGCGACGGCAGCAGUGUGGAGGUGAACUUUAAGGGCAGCGGUACACGGUGCGGUUCCGCGCAGGGAAGCGGCAUCGCGAUCGAUGGUGACGGGUUGGCGAUGGGUUCGCUGUUUCCCGCACUGCCCGUCGGUGGUGCUUCGUCUGGGGCCGGUGGCUCCUCGGCGGUGAGCGGCAGUAGCAGCGCGAAUGCGCUAUCCGCUUCCUCGUCAGCUGCGGCGUCCUGUUCGCAGCAGGCACGCCUUAACGCCAUGCCCUGUGAUGUGACGAUCGACGAGAUGGCCAGCUAUUUCGAGACGCUCGUUUACAUCCCGAAGAAGAUGUCCAGCAUGGCGGAGAUGAUGUACAUCUAAAGCGCCUGAUCCGGAACGGAGGCUUACCCAUACACACACACUCACACAUACACACACGUUCGUUUGCUCGUCUGCUGUUCCCUUAUUGUAACCUCCCGGGUGUCGUUAUGCGUUUUCUGCGUUCGUAACGGUGUCGUGUCCUGUACAUUUAUUUCACUUGCCUAGUUUUGGGUGUUAGCGGUAUCGUUGUGCCCGCAUUGUGGUCCCCCGUGGUGUAAUGGUCAUCUUGCCAGCCAAAUUGCGCGGUUGGUUUGUGUGGAAGUUUGAAUUUGAAAAGGGGUAAAAUUUACAUGUAGCAAAAUCUUCGUUUGAAAUGUUGUUAGUGGAUUCGUUGUCCUGUACAAGCGCGCUCCUCCCAAUGCAAAGCAGUGAGUGGGAGACAGUUUUCAAUUAGUCAACAAUACAUACUCUUACACAAAUGGUAAUAUCAAUUAGUUUAAAAUUUGCUCACUAUCCCAAAACACACUUCCCUCACUUGACUGACAGGAUCGAUUGAAUUGUGUGAAGCAAUGUAGUGAUAAAUGAUAAUUGAGACGGUAGAAACGGUUAGCCAAAGGACUCUGCACUGAACAAAUCGAUGCUUAUUUCAAUCAUUUCAUCAUCAGUGAGGAGCCGUGCGUGAUAUAUAUGUAUGUGUGUGUGGAUUGUAUCCCUCGUUCGAAGAGUCGUACGAGCGACGGAAGUGCGUUUUUUUUUUAUCUACAAGAAAAGCCAUCCCUUUUUUUGUCAGUGGUGAAAUUGUAAUACAAAAAUCCCGUUCUAGUUUAACCCCGCAUUAGUUUGUAGCCCAAAGCCUCCUCGUAAACCAUUACCGUCGAUCAUCAUCAGCACAAGAUCAAUAAUAAUUCUAGUGAACGUGUAUUUUCCCUCUAUUGCUACUACUACUACUACUACUACUACAACUAUCCAAUUGUAAAAGGUAUUUUUUCUCUGUCUCUUUAGUUGUAAGAUUGUAUUUUAUUGCCCCUUAUCGCUCAUGUUUUAUAUGCCACACCAGUCAUAUUAUGUGCUGUAGCAAAAAAAAAAAAAACGGAAGUAAUGUGUGUCUCUCUGUCGUAAUCGAAGCGCAGCAGCUUAGAGCAUGAAUGAAUAUAUUUGUAAGAAAGCAAACGAAACGGGAAAGGGAAUGAGAGGGGGAGUGAGAUAGACAGACAGAGGGAGGAUGGGGAGACAUUUGUAGAUCGAAUUUAUUAAACUGUUCUUCAUUUUGUAUUCGAUUGUUUUACUGAAUAAAUGAAGCAUAUGAUUCCGGGUUA
Messenger RNA from Anopheles stephensi (Asian malaria mosquito), 2745 nucleotides. RefSeq lists its product as uncharacterized. Gene Ontology annotation, biological process: cellular response to hydrogen peroxide. Bases 377 to 1489 code for a protein of 370 amino acids. NCBI's taxonomy places the organism in Eukaryota, Metazoa, Arthropoda, Insecta, Diptera, Culicidae. The transcript has 3 exons. The record is from RefSeq and is a predicted model, not a curated record.